AUGGCGGGCGCGGUUUGCAGGGUCUACAAGAGAAGACCUGGCCUGCGGAAGCAGAAGAGGCCAGGUCCAGUCGCCUUGGCGACAGAAUGUGGCUUGCCCAGCACGGCCCAGGCUCGCGGGAGUCGUCCUGCUUUGCCUGACCUGGCCACUCAAGGCCAUGUCAACAACACGGCGGAGGGGAUUGAUGCCAAUUCUAGUGACGGCACGCUGUCGGCUUCGCCCAUGUACAUUUCUCCCAUUCUCCAAAUGUCCAACCUGGCCAAUAAACAGAGAAAACAGAGAAUACCGAGUAUGUUUAGCCUUAACAAAAAUCCAUAA
This is a messenger RNA of Protopolystoma xenopodis, 318 nucleotides long. The record is from the annotation of a GenBank genome assembly. NCBI's taxonomy places the organism in Eukaryota, Metazoa, Platyhelminthes, Monogenea, Polystomatidea, Polystomatidae.